Molecule: messenger RNA, 4377 nt
Organism: Liolophura sinensis
Lineage: Eukaryota; Metazoa; Mollusca; Polyplacophora; Chitonida; Chitonidae
Product: mucin-2-like
Exons: 17
Coding region: 193-3366 (1057 amino acids)
Biological process (GO): membrane protein ectodomain proteolysis
Molecular function (GO): metalloendopeptidase activity
Source: RefSeq, a predicted model, not a curated record
GAAGAAGAACAACAACAAAAUCAAGAGCAGAAAUACAGAGAAGGAGAAACCCACUAUGUGGCGGAAAAAAUAAACCCAGCUGCAAUAAACUUCGGCGAUUAUAUCAUUUUGGACUCCAUUCCCCGUAGUGUACCCGAAACCCUCAGACGCGUACGGCGACAGGCCACAAAAAUCAACUACAACGUUGAGCUGAUGAUGGUCACUGAUUCUUCUGUUUUCAGUUUCUGGUAUGAAAGAACAGAAGCCUCCACCCCGACUGAGCGACGAACCUUGACCUUAUCCAGGAUUACACAGUACUACGCUUUCAUCCUGAAUGCAAUUGACUUGCGCUAUAAGAACAUAAACGAGACUGACCUGGCGUUGAACGUUCUGUACAGUGGCCUGCUGAUUGUGGAGGAUCCUGCUGUAUCCAAUUGGACAGCCGGAAUAUCGACAAAUAACCCGGAUGACGCCAGUCGACCAUUGGUAGACGCGGAUCAGGCGUUGACGUCAUUCACAACAUGGGUACAAGGUCGCACGGAUUUGCCUCAAUCAGACCACGUGAUGCUUUUCACCGCUUUUGACCUUUUUUAUCAAGGAAGCACCGCAAAUGCAGGUUUAGCUUUCGUAGGUGCCAUAUGUGGUCAGGCGAGCACAUCGAUUUCUGAGAACCGGUUUGAUUUCAACGGUGCAACGGUAGCAGCUCAUGAACUGGGUCACAGCCUCGGAGCUGUUCACGACGGAGACAACAACGCGUGCCAGGCUACUGACAGCUUUAUAAUGGCACCUUCUUCCGGCCUGUCAACGGACGCGACUGCGCAGAACCCCUGGUAUUUCUCUCCUUGUUCCGUUUCAGACUUCCGGAAGCAGAUUGACAGCCUCGACAAUGAUGCGAACAACUGUCUGCUGGUCGAGAGCCCUUCUCUGGACCCAACGGCCUUGACCCCUCACCUUCAAGUCCCCCCUGGUCAACAGUACAGCAUUGACACUCAGUGCGCCUAUUACUUAGGAACCGGUUCUACGUUUUGCAGGAGCUUUUAUAACGAGACGUCAUACCCAGAAAUAUGUGGUGGCCUAUUCUGUUCCAUUCCGGGAACUAAUGGGUGUAGGAAGACCGUGCCGGCUCGUGGGACGUCUUGUGGGCCGAAUAAGUGGUGUGACAGUGGCGCAUGCGUGUACAGUGCUGACGCCCCGGAUGUACCAGCCUUUUGUCCGCUUGGAGAAUAUCCGGGAAUCAUCAGCGGGCUGAACUUGACAUGCGCACAGAUGAUUCAGUCUCGAGGUGACGUUUGCUAUCAAGAAAGUCAUAACCAAAGGUGCUGCGAAUCUUGUCCCACCAUACAAACAGGCAUCACCAACUGUCAGUUUGGAGACAAGUCCCCAAGUUGCAGUGCUAUAACACCUGGACAAUGUUAUUUUCCUGACAACGAGGAGCUUUGCUGCGGAACUUGCGCCGGAUUCAAGAGAGUCCAUCUUCCGGCUGACUGUGAAUACGGUGACAGAGCCUCGAACUGUGCUGGCAUUACAGCAGCAAGCUGUUACAACAACCAAAUUGCUAAUCUGUGCUGCGAAACAUGUUACAACUUCGUAACCAACAUACCCGCGACGACCGUGCCUACAACUACAAGUACAACUCCACCAGCGACGACCGUGCCUACAACUACAACUACAACAAGUACAACUCCACUAGCGACGACCGUGCCUACACCUACAACAAGUACAAUUCCACCAGCGACGACCGUGCCUACAACUACAAGUACAACUCCACCAGCGACGACCGUGCCUACAACUGCAACUACAACAAGUACAACUCCACUAGCGACGACCGUGCCUACAACUACAUCAAGUGCAACUCCACCGGCGACCACCAUGCCUACAACUGCAACAAGUACAACUCCACCAGCUACGACCGUGCCAACAGCUACAACAAGUACAACUCCACCAGCGACGGCCGUGCCUACAACUACAACUACAACAAGUACAACUCCACUAGCGACGACCGUGCCUACAACUACAACAAGUGCAACUCCACCAGCGACCACCAUGCCUACAACUGCAACAAGUACAACUCCACCAGCUACGACCGUGCCUGCAACUACAACAAGUACAACUCCACCAGCGACGGCCGUGCCUACAACUACAUAUACAACAAGUACAACUCCACUAGCGACGACCGUGCAUACAACUACAACAAGAACAAUUCCACCAGCGACGACCGUGCAUACAACUACAACAAGAACAAUUCCACCAGCGACGACCGUGCCUACAACUACAACAAGUGCAACUCAACCUGCGAUGACAGUGCCUACAAGUACAACUGGCACAACUCCACCAGAGAUGUCCGGGCCUACAACUUCAACAAGUACAACUGAACCAGUGACGACCUUGCUAACAUCUACAACAAGUGCAACUCAACCUGCGACGACAGUGCCUGCAAGUACAACUGGCACAACUCCACCAUCAGUAGCAGGUACAGAUAAAUCAGCCAGCACACCAUCAACAAUCAAGUCCAUUGUACCAACAACAGCUACAAACUCCCGUUCGACUUCAACAGAUGAAGAAACAACUACAAUAGGAAUUGCAACAACAACUGAACCACCGAGUACAUCUACUGUGCAUACAAGUAAACCACGUGAACCAGGUACAACGCAAACGAUCCCUACAACCACAUCGAUAAAGCCAACUUCAUACAGAGUACGUAACGACACAGUCACAGUUACCAUGACAACAGACGAAGUCACCACUGGUAUGAACAUCACGGUCAACACGGGCGUGAACACAACUGAUCCGGCGCCACCUACAUCUGUGUGGGAAGAAUGGGCUGGUAUCCUAGCGGGGAUGUCGGCAGGAUUUGGGUUGCUCGUCCUAGCCCCGUCUCUUGUCUGUUGUCUAUUGAAAUGCCGAAGGCAACCUAAGGAUCCAAUGGAUGAAACUUCGUCAAAGGAAACUGGAUAUGUUGAAAUUACUCCUCUGGGUUCAGUGGCCGGAUAUACAGAUCGUAACUGGCAGCCGGGGUAUGUAUGGACAGGCCAGCUUAACAGAGGCUACACCGAAAACGGAAGGCCUCAAAAAACACGGCAACAGAAAGAGAAUGUGGCAAACCAUAGCCUCGCUCGUGUCGGCACCGAAACAAAAAGUAGGACCACAGAGAAGGAUGGUAAGAAUCAGCACCAUAGCGAGAAACACGGCUUCCAACAUGGUUCCAAGGGCACAAGCUUGGGAUUUCAUCAUGCUAAUAGUGAGGCCGAGGGGUUUUUGAAUAAGGCGUUCCUCAGCGACGACUCCGGCGUUUCCAGCGUUUCCGGCACCAACGGUAACGCCCGAAUGAAGAUGCAUGAAGUGAACGAGAGGUUUUUUAAAAAUUCAGGAUUUUCUUACGGAAUGUAAUAACAGCGGUUUGCACGUCAUAUUGGGCUCCGAUUUCGUGAGCAUGUAAUUGAACUGAGGUCGUUGAUCCAGUAACAGUGCAUAUGUUUAUGCACUCAGCUAUCAUGAAUUCACGUGAAAGCCACCAUAUCUGGAUAAAGAUUUUCUAAAUAUUUGUUUGUUCAACCUUGGUGAUCGCUGAAAAGAAAGACAAAUAAAAUGUAUUGGACAAACGAUAUAUUUUUGGCUGUGCAGUACACUGAGUUCUGAUAUCAGGCAUUACUAAAAUCCAAUAUCUUUUGGAUAUGUACCAAUUUGAACAGGCGUAAUCUGAUGCCAUGCAUGCAAUACAAAGGUUAUGUGCUUCAGGCACACGCUGAUGGACGCUAUUAUGUGCUGGGACACUGCUUGACAUAGUGUCCAUGUGACUUGUGGACGAACGUUUUCUAUACCCUGAUGUGGGAAAGGUCUGUUGACAAUCUGCGGAUGAUCGUGGGUUUCCCCCGGGCUCUACCGGGUUUCGUCCGACCAUAUUACUGGCUGCCAUCGUACAAGUGGAAUAUUUUAGAGUUCGGCGAAAACACACCAAUCACACAAAUCUAUACCCUGAAAUAGCAUAGACUACAUACUAAGUUUUUGACAAGAACUCCUAUUCACGAGUGAGAUGGACACACGAAUGAUUUGAACAGAUUCUACUGUUUGAAGUCACCCCUUACCUAAAACAUAGACAUUGUUCACGAUAGCUAUGCCCGCAAUCAUUUAUACAUGGAGCAUUGUAACUCGGAGAUAAUGUAAAAGUGCCUUCAAAUUGUAUUUAUUUUAUAUCACAUGUUUUUCUUUACUACUCUGGAACAAUGAAAUACCAAGGUUCAAGAAGACAAAUAUGAAAUAUAUUUACUGUACAUGUCAAUCAAACCGGUGACAGGUGAAUUAUUUAUCCAUUGAUUGAAAUCCACGUAAAUAAAGUUCUCUACACAUAUAUCUAUUUGCAUAUUUAUUGAAAUGAGAUCGUUAGCACAUGUGACAGUUUAU